Colletotrichum graminicola M1.001 is the source of this 1245-nucleotide messenger RNA. Its product is annotated as signalosome subunit. The coding region runs from base 1 to 1245 and encodes 414 amino acids. The transcript has 2 exons. Gene Ontology annotation, biological process: protein deneddylation. Gene Ontology annotation, cellular component: COP9 signalosome. Lineage: Eukaryota; Fungi; Ascomycota; Sordariomycetes; Glomerellales; Glomerellaceae. The record is from RefSeq and is a predicted model, not a curated record. Gene Ontology annotation, molecular function: protein binding; metallopeptidase activity.
AUGGCAGCCUCCAGCGUCAACCCGCUCAUGUCGAGCCAGAAGUCCUCGGAACUCCAGGCUGUCCUCCACCCCCUCGUACUCCUCACCAUAUCCGAUUACAUUACGCGCCAUACCCUCCGCUCGCAGCCGGGUCCCAUUGUCGGCGCCCUGCUAGGCCAACAGAACGGUCGGGAGAUUACCAUCGAGCAUGCGUUUGACUGCCACACGAAGCAAGCACCAGAGGUAGAAGGCGGCUACCUGCUGGACUCUGAGCGCUUCACGGCGAGGCUAGAACAGAUGAAGACAGUCCACAAGGACCGCAGCCUCGACCUCGUCGGCUGGUACACCCUCCUCGCCACUGAUGGCCCGACACCCACCAUCCUCCCGAUUCACCACCAGCUCCUCUCCGAUUUUAACGAGUCUGCUCUGUUCCUCGGCUUCCACCCAGAGGAAGUCUUUAGCCAUACCGUUGGUGGCAAGCUUCCCAUGUCCAUCUAUGAGUCAAACUACGAGGUCGACGACCCGCGCGCAGCCGAGGCCGAUGGCGAGGACAAGAAGAUGGACGACGGCGAGUCCAAGCUCAAGCUCCGCUUCCGCGAGCUACCCUAUACGGUUGAGACGGGCGAGGCCGAGAUGAUCAGCAUGGACCACGUCGCCCGCGGUGCCGGCAAUGCCACCGCCAUCGAGUCCUCCAAAGAAACCUCGGCCAAGCCCAAGGUCCAGCUAGUCGAGACGGGAGGAAAGCGCCGCGUCGUCGUGGCGGACGAGUCGGGUGAAGAGAGCAUUUCCGAGGCUCAGUUGUCGCCAGAGGAGGAGGAGAUGGUUGCCGCCUUGACGGCCAAGGCGAACGCCGUCAAGAUGCUGCAGGGCCGCAUCCGCCUCAUUACCACCUACCUCGAGCACUUGCCAUCCGAGUACCUCCCCGGCCUAGAGCAGUCCGCCGUCGCCUCCGCUAGCGGUGCGCAGACGACACCCUCGCACACGAUCCUUCGCCAGAUUCAGGCCCUCGUCAACCGACUUGACCUUGUUGUUCCCUCUGACGUGGACGCCUUUGAGAAGGAGGUGCUCUGCGAGGAGAACGAUGUGGCCAUUACCUCGCGUCUUAAUGACCUUAUGCAGAGCAUCAGCGGCAUGCGGGACCUGGGCAAGAAGUUUGGUAUCGCUGAGACCGCCCGAAGUCGGACUCGCGGAGCAGCGCCGGCUGAUUUUACCGCUUACGGACCUUCCAGCUUCAAUCUCCCCGGCGCAGGCGACAUCAUGAUGUAA